This is a messenger RNA of Cottoperca gobio, 1291 nucleotides long. Its product is annotated as tropomyosin alpha-1 chain-like. The record is from RefSeq and is a predicted model, not a curated record. Lineage: Eukaryota; Metazoa; Chordata; Actinopteri; Perciformes; Bovichtidae. The transcript is spliced from 9 exons. Bases 174 to 1028 code for a protein of 284 amino acids.
CCCUCUGUCUCUCUCCUCCUCUCUCUGCAUCUGCUGCUUGGUCUCCCCGUCCACCUUGUGAGGGCUCUCGUCAGGGUGUCUUCCUGUGAACUUCUGCAACAGCUUUUCACCCCAAGAAAUAAAAAACUUUUUUUCCUCCGAAGCCUCUAAGAAACUGAGAGCCGACUGUCACCAUGGAGGCCAUCAAGAAGAAGAUGCAGAUGCUGAAGUUGGACAAGGAGAACGCCAUCGACAGAGCAGAACAGGCUGAGUCCGACAAAAAGGCAGCGGAGGACAAAUGCAAACUGCUGGAGGAUGAGCUGCUCGCUCUGCAGAAGAAGCUGAAGGGAACAGAGGAUGAGCUUGACAAGUACUCAGAGGCCCUGAAGGACGCUCAGGAGAAACUGGAACUGUCGGAGAAGAAGGCCGCAGAUGCGGAGAGCGAUGUGGCAUCUUUGAACCGCAGGAUCCAGCUGGUGGAAGAAGAGUUGGACCGCGCUCAGGAGAGACUGGCCACAGCCCUGCAGAAGCUGGAGGAGGCUGAGAAGGCUGCAGAUGAGAGUGAACGAGGCAUGAAGGUGAUUGAGAACAGAGCCAUGAAGGACGAGGAGAAGAUGGAGAUCCAGGAGAUGCAACUCAAAGAAGCCAAACACAUCGCCGAGGAGGCGGACCGCAAAUACGAGGAGGUUGCCCGUAAACUGGUUAUCCUUGAGGGUGACCUGGAGAGAGCAGAAGAGAGGGCGGAAAUUGCAGAACUUAAGUGUGCUGACCUGGAAGAAGAGCUGAAGAACGUCACCAACAACCUCAAGUCGCUAGAGGCUCAGUCUGAUAAGUACUCUGAGAAAGAAGACAAGUAUGAGGAGGAGAUUAAAGUCCUGAAUGACAGACUUAAGGAGGCGGAAACCCGUGCAGAGUUCGCAGAGAGGACAGUGGCUAAACUGGAAAAGACCAUAGAUGACUUAGAAGAGAACCUAUCGAAAGAAAAAGAGCAAAACGUAGGAAUGCACCAAGUCCUGGACCAAACACUGCAGGAGCUCAAUAGCUUGUAAAAAGCCAACAAGAACAACAUCAAACAAAUCCAAACAAAGAUUUGUUCUGUAAAAGAUAUUUUCUACAUUCCAUCCAUUCCCUGUAAUUUCUCUCUUAAUCCUGGUUGUUAAAACACAGGUACCCCUUUUAUAUAUUUAUGGUUAUUUUGUUUCUUCUCCCCUUUUUUAAAAUGGUUUUGGGUCCAUAUGAUAAUCAGGUUGGCUGCUGGAAAUUGUGUUGUAGACCAAACUGAGCACAAAUAAAACUGAUGAUGACAAAGUGA